This is a messenger RNA of Aspergillus piperis CBS 112811, 2301 nucleotides long. RefSeq names its product HET-domain-containing protein. The transcript has 3 exons. The record is from RefSeq and is a predicted model, not a curated record. The coding region runs from base 1 to 2301 and encodes 766 amino acids. NCBI's taxonomy places the organism in Eukaryota, Fungi, Ascomycota, Eurotiomycetes, Eurotiales, Aspergillaceae.
AUGCCGACUAUCCCCAAUGAUACCAGCGACGCUACACGACCGCCAGGAGCCCACAAAGAGCCACCUUUAAUAAGCCUCUCCGACCCAGAUACACCCGCAUUAAACGCCAGCAACCGAGAAACAUAUAAAUAUACCCCUUUGCCACUACGUACGAUCCGCUUGCUUCAUCUGAUGCCCCAUGAAGAUGAAGAUGCUGAGAUACAAGGCCAGCUAGUCGAAUACUCCCUUGAACGAUCCGGUGGUAGCCCAGCUCUAUAUGAAGCUUUAUCAUAUGUGUGGGGUGAUCCCAAUAAUCCACGCAAAAUCUCCAUCGAUGGGAAUAAAUUGCAGGUUACAAUAAGCUUACAUAGCGCAUUACAGCAAAUUCGACAUACGCUGAUGACCCGAGUUUUAUGGAUCGAUGCUAUUUGCAUUAACCAGGGAGACGAUGUGGAGAAGGGACAGCAGGUCGGGUAUAUGGCAGAAAUCUACAGCAAGGCUAGCCGCGUGAUUGUUUGGCUAGGUGAACCAGAGAAUGGAUGCGACAAAGCGCUUGAAGAUAUCUGUCUGGAGGUAGAUCAGAGAUCCAUGUCAUCUCUCGAACCCCAGGUUAAGGAACAAAUCUCAACGUUGCUUCAUCGGCCUUGGUUUGAACGAAUCUGGGUUCUUCAAGAAGUUGCUGCGGCGCGACAUGUCGUGCUAAAGUGUGGGUCUGUAGAAGUUGAUGGAUACGCCUUCUGUGUCGCAUUGAAUUCACAGUCCUUGGGUCUCCUGGAAGGAGUGUCACCGACUGUGCAGAACGUGGUCCACUCAGCAAUAUAUCUCAUACAAGGGGCAGCAUUUCGAUCUAGAAGAGUAGCUAGCUCCUCGAUGGGACGGUUCUCCCUUGGUAUCCGCCCCCUUGGUGAGCUGGUGGAGGUAUAUCAUACACGCAAGGCAACUAGACUACAUGACAAGGUUUUCGCUCUGCUUGGUAUGAGCUCCGAUGACCAAAUCGCAGCUGGCCUUUCCCCGGAUUACUCAAUACCCUGGUACACACUUAUGGAACGCCUUAUACAGGUUCUCCUUGGCCAGCAGGUGGCUGUCGCAACCUGGAUCGACAUGGAGAUGGCAGUUAUCCAGAGCAGGGGGCAUAUUAUCGGCAAGAUUACCGCGGUUGGCAAUCCUCAAGACAGAACCAAACAAGAAGUGACCCUCCUUCUGAAAGACCAGUGGAAUGAGCUAAGUUCAGUGAUGAGAUGGGAUCUUCCACCCUUAGCGAAAUCUGCCCGAAUUGGUGAUAUUAUCUGUUUCCUAGAGGGGGCUUCGAACCCUACAAUUGCCAGGCCAUGUAAAGAUCAUUUUCUAAUCAUCAUGAUCACAGCCCCCAAACUUCGAAGGAGUUUUCUGACGGGCACUCAAUGCAAUUUGUUACUUGUCUGGGAUUGGGAUGAUACCUAUGCGAGGAUUGAAGAGGGGUACUUCGAAGAGUUUAUGAAGGUUCGAAGCCCGGACCAUCUCAGUACAUCGACCUUCAGUUGGGAACGCGACACAACAAGAGCACUGAACAUGGCUAUGGUAUUGGAAGAGGUAGAAGAUUACCAAACAGCGGAGCGUACGCUUCAAGAAUUUGUCGACAAUCAGCGAAAGCAAUACGGCCACAACAGCCCAUAUUUACUGGAAUGUGAAAAAAGACUUGAAUCACUGCGCCAGAUAUUGAAACAUCUGGAUCAUAUGCAGGACAAGAGUUCGAAUGGCCAUGUGGCAGACAAACUUUAUUGCAGGAACUCUCGCCAGCGGGAGAGUUGGGUUGUCAGAAUCUGGGCACAACGAGAUGAUAUGCAGAACAUAGCGGCCACAGGUUUCUUUAUCCGUAUACCUGGUCUUGGGAAACGAGUCAUACUGACGGCCAGGUCAAAUCUCAUUGACUCGCGUGGGGCCAAGAACAAGAUAUUAAACAUCGGCUGGGUUGAGAAUGGCCAGUUCACUGCAUAUCCUACGGUCGGGUAUGAUAUUUUUGUAUCUGCCUCGGGAAGACCUGACCUCGAUACUGAAGUUGACGCUGGCUAUGGAGUGAUUAUCCUCCAUUCAACGGUUGAUAAGGACAUAAGCGAAGUUGGUUUUGAUUUUGCGCUUAAACUUGGACUAGACGACCUUCAAGGGCGAUACCUUGAGCUCUUUGGAUAUGAGGGCGGCCAAGCCGAGCCUUCUAUCAGCUCGGGAAGUUGUCUUGCUUGCUGGGAGGACAGCCUGAAACAUGACUGCCUGAGUAGACCGGGAUAUAGUGGCUCCCCUAUGCUUAUGGCAUACCAAGGGGCAUAUGCCGCAGUGGCUAUCCAGUAA